Messenger RNA from Morchella importuna, 1590 nucleotides. RefSeq lists its product as uncharacterized. Gene Ontology annotation, biological process: ATP metabolic process; proton transmembrane transport. Bases 1 to 1590 code for a protein of 529 amino acids. Gene Ontology annotation, molecular function: proton-transporting ATPase activity, rotational mechanism; ATP binding. Gene Ontology annotation, cellular component: proton-transporting V-type ATPase, V1 domain. The record is from RefSeq and is a predicted model, not a curated record. Lineage: Eukaryota; Fungi; Ascomycota; Pezizomycetes; Pezizales; Morchellaceae. The transcript is spliced from 8 exons.
AUGUCUGGACCUAUGUCACCCCAAGAGGCUUUUGCUAUUAACGCAGCUGCCGCUACACGUAAUUAUGGGGUCAACCCAAGAAUCAACUACAACACGGUAGCUGGUGUCAACGGACCUUUGGUUAUUCUAGAUGGUGUCAAAUUUCCUCGCUACAAUGAGAUUGUCAACCUCACCCUACCAGAUGGAAGCAAGCGCGCCGGUCAAGUUUUGGAGGUCCGUGGUAGCAGAGCUGUCGUCCAGGUCUUCGAGGGUACCUCCGGCAUCGACGUACGCAAAACAACCGUAGAAUUCACAGGACAGAAUCUUAAGAUCCCUGUUUCGGAGGAUAUGCUGGGUCGUAUCUUCGAUGGAUCUGGUAGAGCUAUUGAUAAGGGUCCCAAGGUUUUUGCAGAGGAUUAUCUAGAUAUCAACGGAUCCCCCAUCAACCCAUACUCUCGUGUCUAUCCCGAGGAAAUGAUCUCUACUGGUAUCAGUACUAUCGACACAAUGAACUCUGUCGCUCGUGGUCAGAAAAUCCCUAUCUUCUCUGCUGCCGGUCUUCCUCACAACGAAAUCGCUGCCCAGAUCUGUCGUCAAGCAGGUCUCGUGAAGCGUCCCGGAAAUACCAAGGGUGUCCAUGAUGGUCACGACGACAACUUCUCAAUUGUCUUUGCGGCCAUGGGUGUCAACUUGGAGACCAGUCGUUUCUUCACACGUGACUUCGAGGAGAACGGUUCUUUGGAGAAGGUUACUUUGUUCUUGAACUUGGCAAAUGAUCCUACUAUCGAACGUAUUAUCACGCCUAGAUUGGCAUUGACAACUGCGGAGUACUUUGCCUACCAGCUAGAGAAGCACGUCUUGGUCAUUCUUACCGAUCUUUCUGCCUAUUGCGACGCUCUUCGUGAAGUCUCUGCUGCCCGUGAAGAGGUGCCAGGUCGUCGUGGUUACCCAGGUUACAUGUACACGGAUUUGUCUACCAUCUACGAGCGUGCUGGUCGUGUCGAGGGAAGAAAUGGAUCAAUCACUCAAAUUCCUAUCUUGACAAUGCCUAACGAUGAUAUUACCCAUCCCAUUCCCGAUUUGACUGGUUACAUUACGGAGGGUCAGAUCUUCGUCGACAGACAGCUACACAACCGUGGAAUUUACCCCCCUAUCAAUGUUCUCCCCUCGCUCUCCCGUCUCAUGAAAUCUGCUAUUGGCGAGGGUAUGACACGGAAGGAUCACAGUGACGUAUCCAACCAGCUCUACGCGAAGUACGCCAUUGGACGUGAUGCUGCCGGUAUGAAGGCUGUCGUCGGAGAGGAGGCCUUGUCCUCUGAGGAUCGUUUGUCGCUUGAGUUCUUGGAGAAGUUUGAGAGGACCUUCGUCGCACAGGGAGCAUACGAGAGCAGAACUAUCUUUGAGUCUCUAGAUUUGGCAUGGAGCUUGCUCAGAAUCUACCCCAAGGAGCUGCUCAACAGAAUCCCAGCCAAGGUCAUCAACGAGUUUUAUGCCAGAAGUGGUGGCGACCGCAAGGGCAAGGGCAAAGCAAAGGAGAGGGAGGGCAAUAAGGACACGAGAGAUAAUUCCGGAGAAGGUCCUGCUGAGGAGGAGAAUCUUAUCGAGACCUAG